Molecule: messenger RNA, 909 nt
Organism: Trichomonas vaginalis G3
Lineage: Eukaryota; Parabasalia; Trichomonadida; Trichomonadidae
Exons: 1
Coding region: 1-909 (302 amino acids)
Source: RefSeq, a predicted model, not a curated record
AUGAGUGAUACUUUUCGUAUUCUUCCUGUUCAUCCAACAACAUCAAAUGCUUUCAAAGAGUGGUUUAAAGAAUUCUCAAAAAUCAGGUCAUCAUUAGCUCCAGUUGAUCCAUUCACUGGAGAAUUUCAUAAAAUUGCUAAUGCAUUUAACGCUUUAUCAUUAGAGUUACAAAAUGAAAUUGCAGACAAGUCCGACAAAACAAAAUCGUCUGUUUAUGAUAGACCUGAUUACAUAGUUCGUGAAUUUUUAAGAACAAAUAGCGUUAUUUUAGUAAUUUCAUAUAUGAAAUCACUAGCAGAAGCACUGUCAUCAGGGAAGGCAAGGAUUCUUAAAACAGGCAUUAUUAGCUAUGAUAAUACAAAUUUAGAUGAAAAAAUCUGCUCUGCUUUGCUUAGGGAAAUACCUUCGACAUUAGCAUUUAUUUUCUCAGCCAAAGAAUCUGUUGCAAUUACAAAUAUCGAUGAUCUUCUCAAAAUUUGUGUUCAACUUCUCGAUUAUGCUAUAGUUGAUCCAAAUCCAUACAUAAAAAUUGAAGCAAACCAAUACGAUUUGUUCACUGGUAUCAUUUACGCCGUCAAAUCUUGUAUAGAAAACGUAAAAGAUUUGAAUGCAUCUCUAUUCUUUACAUUGUUCCAAGAUUUCAAGCUCAUGAGGAAGUUUGUGGACGUUAUUACAAAAUCAUUCGAGUGCCAGUUGCUUACUCUCACCACUGUUGCAACUCAGUGCUUAAACUUAUAUAUCCAAGCAUCCCAGGCCGAGCCUGACCUCAAAGAGAAUGCAAAAGAUGAAGAAUUUAAGUCUGCUUUUAAUAAUAUGAUGGAAAAAGUUGUAAAUCCACUCAUUACAGCCGAUAGAAGUAACAGAUCAAAAUUCAGAUCAAUAAUGCAUUAUUCAAGAUCAGUAAAAUAA